This is a messenger RNA of Lachancea thermotolerans CBS 6340, 999 nucleotides long. It is a transcript of the gene PTP1, whose product is annotated as tyrosine protein phosphatase PTP1. Gene Ontology annotation, biological process: protein dephosphorylation. The record is from RefSeq and is a predicted model, not a curated record. Bases 1 to 999 code for a protein of 332 amino acids. NCBI's taxonomy places the organism in Eukaryota, Fungi, Ascomycota, Saccharomycetes, Saccharomycetales, Saccharomycetaceae. Gene Ontology annotation, molecular function: protein tyrosine phosphatase activity. The transcript has a single exon.
AUGGCGUCAGAGACAGUACCGUGGUACUUGAAACAGAGCGCACAGGAGCUCGUAAGCAAGUUCCGCUUCAUUCAGCAUCAAGAAGACUUACGGCUGAGGGACGCGACAUUAAACCCAGCUAAGUCGCGAUGGAGUUUGGGUUCUUCUGUAGAUGAGUCGAACGACGACAGAAACCGGUACGUGAACAUUAUGCCGUACGAGCGCAACCGCGUGAAACUUCGGACGCAGGCUGGCAACGACUACAUUAAUGCGUCUUACGUCAAGGUGCAGGUGCCUGGGCAGUCGGUGCGGCCGGGCCACUACAUCGCGACUCAAGGGCCCACGCAGAACUCGUGGCCUCAGUUCUGGCAGAUGUGCUACCAGCAGUGCACCGGAAGCGACAUAGUUAUAGCCAUGGUGACGCCGCUGGUGGAGGGCGGGCGCCAAAAGUGCUUCGAGUACUGGCCUCACGACGCGGCCGCUCCGCUGAAGAUACCAAGGACACAGAGCUCCAGCUGCUCCGCGUCGGGGCCCGAGUCGAGCUGCACGACGUUCGACGUCGACCUGGAGGUGCACUUCCAAUGCAGCGAGCGCGAGAACGACUACACGCUCUCGACGCUCGAACUCGCGCCAGCAGACCCGGCUUUCCCAAAGAAAACCGUUCACCACUUCUACUUCGACCGCUGGAGAGACAUGUCGAAGCCUGACGAGAUAGUUCCGAUCCUCAAACUCUCGCGUCAUGCGCAUAGCCUGAACUCGAGCGAAAACCCUAUGGUGGUUCACUGUUCUGCGGGCGUCGGCCGCACGGGCACCUUCAUCACGCUCGACCAUCUUUUUCACGACACCCUCGAUUUCACGGCCGCGCAGCCGGUGCAGGACUACAGCCACGAUCUUGUUGAGCAGAUCGUCCUGCAGCUGCGCACCCAGCGUCUCAAGAUGGUCCAGAUGGUGGACCAGUUCCUCUUCAUCUACCACGCUGCCCGAUACGUCUUCGACCUAGCCCGUACACGUGACCAGUGA